Messenger RNA from Puccinia graminis f. sp. tritici CRL 75-36-700-3, 437 nucleotides. RefSeq lists its product as uncharacterized. The record is from RefSeq and is a predicted model, not a curated record. The coding region runs from base 114 to 437 and encodes 107 amino acids. The transcript is spliced from 5 exons. Lineage: Eukaryota; Fungi; Basidiomycota; Pucciniomycetes; Pucciniales; Pucciniaceae.
CACUGUCCCACAUCACCUAUUUUGAAGUCAACAGAGCAAACUGUCAAUUGUGUUUCCAAAAACUUCACUCCCUUUCAAAUUCUAGUCAGUGAACGUCAAAGCCACCCUCAAUCAUGAAAAGCAUUUCUAUUCAGGCAAUGCGACUCUUACACAUUUUCCUCUUGAAUACCAUCCUGCUGGGAUUAAUGGGCAAAGUGACCUGCUUCCUCACAUCUGAAGAUAUUCUACAAUGUGAUAAUGUCAAAUGGCAUUGUAUUUCAGAAGGGAGAAAAAUGGCCACAGAGGCAUUGCAGAAUGGUGAGAAGAUGUCUGAUUUACAAGAAAUUGGUCAGAAGAUAACCGGGAAGUGUUCUCCAAUCUUCAAAUCUCAAGGGGUUCUUCAUCAAGAUCCAUCAUUAGGAAAUCCAGGAAAUCCAACUGUUCCAGGAAGCAUGUAG